Messenger RNA from Ornithodoros turicata, 1669 nucleotides. Its product is annotated as mucin-5AC-like. The coding region runs from base 120 to 1442 and encodes 440 amino acids. The transcript has 4 exons. The record is from RefSeq and is a predicted model, not a curated record. Lineage: Eukaryota; Metazoa; Arthropoda; Arachnida; Ixodida; Argasidae.
AAGCCCUGUCUGAAAGAACUGGUGGGGGGGAUAUGUGAUAUAAGAGUCGGGGCGUCGCCGCGGACAACAGGUACUGUGAAUACUGAGGUCAUUCUGUCCUUGUACCGCCGUUGAUCAAGAUGAAUACCAGUCGCACGACACUUAUCGUGCUCGCAGCUUGCAUUGCUCUUGGAACAGGCGCCCAUGGAAUAACAUGCGAACCGGCAUUUAUCGCAAGAUGGUUUUUCGGCGGUCGGGCGCUGCACUGCCAUUACCGAUGUGCAUGGUCCAUAAGAAACUACGGCGUAGAAGAUGAUGGCACCCCAUGUAUCAUUAAGAUCAACAGAUUUGGGGUGUGCCACCAAGGAUAUUGCUUGGAUAGAUUGCCUCCUCCACCUGCAAUCCCGGUCCCCAAGGAAGCAACAACGGGUAUACCAAUUACAGCGGGAACAGCAUCCAGGACAUCGGUGGUAUCCUCUACGACCACGACACAGCGAACACCUCUUACAUCCACGCUGAAGAACAAGUAUACGACCACCAGGAUACCUGAAGUUUCACAGCACCCAGAAUUGACAUCUACUGAGAGGGAAAAGGUAACAGCCACGAGGCAGUUUGCAAGUUCCUCCACAGCCACGCCGGGUAACCAGACCUCGACCAACGCGACACCUGCAGUUUCGGAGCACUCAGAAUCUACACCCACUAGAAGACAAUGGGUAACAGCAAGGAAGCAAUAUACAAGUACCAGAUUGCCGAAAAAGAUAGCAACAUCUGAGGCGCAAUUCACGAGCACGCGAGCACCUGGGUUCGGACCCACCACCAAAGAAACAAUUACACGCAACACAAAAGGCACGACGAACUUUUCUGACGAUGGCAACUCCGACAAGCAAAGACAUUCAACGAUAUACGGUGCUAGGCCUACGCGAAAGCAGGCCCUGACCACAACAUUGCGGCGGAACACGUAUACGACGACCAGGAUACCCGAAGUUUCACAACACCCAGAAUUCCCAUCUACUGAGAGGGAAAAGGUAACAGCGACGACGCACACUGCAAGUACUUCCACAGCCACGCCCGGAAACCAGUUCUCGACAGCCACGGCACCUAUAGGUUCAGAACACCCAGAAUUGAAAUCUACUACAAGACAAUGGGUAACAGCGAGAAAGCAGUACACAAGUACCAGAUUGCCGGAAGAGGAAGCCAUGUCUGAGACGCAAUUCAGCAGCACGCGAGCACACGUGCUCCAAACCACCACACAGGAAGCAACUGCACACGACACAGAUGGCACGACGAACUAUUACGGCCACGAUAACUCCGACAAACUUUCAACAAUAUAUGGUGUUCGGUCUACGCGGAAGCAGGUCCAGACUACUACAGAACAGUCGACACAAUUCAGGAGCACGCGGGCACCUGGAGUCCAAACCACCACCCAGGAAGCAACCACAAAUUAUCGAGACUUCGAGUUUUAAUGAAAAUUUCGUCUAAUUGUUUUGCACCGGCCCAACUGCAGCAGAAAACCUGUCUUCCUACAUAAGCGGCUGGCAUGACACUGAUGUAAACUUACUUCUUACCUACAUACUUUACAUGUUCACAUUACACGCAGGCUACAUGUUUUUUUUUCUCAGCAGCCGGUCAUGAAAGCACGUGCAUGCACUGUGAAUGGCACGAUUUUGCAAAUAAAAUUGGUAAUUCAUCA